AUGGCUCAUAGCCAUCACCGUCACUCGCGGGUUGAGCAACUACACAGCACCAGACGUCGGCGUGAGAUUGCGCAAAAUGGCGGGGACUCUGGUCCCAGUUUACUCGAAGAGGGCGAUUCUUCAAAGCUCCCCACGCUUCCUGCCGCUGAUACGCCACCAGAAGAAGCUUGCGACUCGUCACACAACUUGGCAUGUCUGGAGCAUCGAAUGAAUGGGCCCGAUACACCGGUUGAAAAACGGGAUGACACGGCGUCUUCCGAUAGCGUGACGCUUGUUGAGACGGUCCUGCAGGUCGUCGAUGCGAGCUCCCACGUCCUCUUGCAGUCGACUGCAGCCGAUUACCCAGUGACGAUCUCAGACUCCGCCUUUGGAGCUUUCACUAUCUCAAGCGCAGACAGCAUAACUGCGACUGCCUCUCUGGAUGUGACUGCUUCUGUAGAUGUGGCGUUGAUGACCUCUCCAACACUUGCACCUGCUACUCAACCGACAACCUCGGUGCUGUCUGAGACUUCACUGUUGACCAGCUCGACGAACUCCACUCAAUCCGCCACCAGUACUGUAAGCCAGACAUCGUCAUCAACUAUUAGAGCUGCGUCGGCCAUGAGAUCCCCUGCCCGAUCUUCGACUCCUCUUAUCUCACCUUCGAGUGCCACACAUACUGCCUCUGCCUCGGUGACAUCACCUCAUGCUUACAAUCUGUGGUCGAAUCCCAGCAAUAGCUCGAGCUCCGCAACAAGCCCCAUCACAAGCUUGUCUACCAGCGAAACCUACAUCGCCUCUUCGUCCACAGGUUUCGGUGGGUCUUCUCAAACACCGACCGCAACGAGCACAACCUCUGCGCCAUCCACAAGCGAAACACAGGCCUCAGGGUCAAAUUCGAGCAGCAAUUCCGACACACCAAAAAUUGUCGGCGGUGUAGUAGGAUCAGUCGCCGGACUCGCUCUGCUUAUCUUCCUUCUUUUCUAUUUCCUGCGUCGUCGGGGAUUCUUGAUGGGAAAGAAAGGACACACCGCUAUCUCAGAUGAUGCAGCUGCCGGAGCCGGAGCCGGCGCUUUGGCGGCAGGAUUAGGAACCAGGGAAAUCACUGAGCGGCCCAACAACGAAAACCGUUUCACAGCCUCAUAUUUUGCUCCCGCAUUCAUGAAGCGCUGGCGCCAGUCAACUGCAACAAUGCGCACCGACAGCACAGUCGACUCCACCUCCAGUGAGCGAGGUUUCCAAAAGAUCUCCGGCCGCAAGCUUCCUCCAGUCCUCACCCACGGAGGCGAUGGCUUCGGCGGGGGCCUCGAUGGCGAUUCUCCCACCGUCCCAGGCUUCGCUCCCACCUCACCAGCGCCCGGACCCGUAGGCUCACCUACGUAUGCUGCUCCACCCCCAGCUUCUCCAUACGGUAUGCCCUUGGACUCUAACGUCACCCGCGAGGUCCAAGAGCACACUCCGCCAUCAAGACCUGGUCCUGCACACGUCCCCAUACCGAAUACAGUCAACGCCGCACAUUCCAUCACGAUCACGCCUGCGCACCCUCUCGUACAGCCCCAGAGCGCGGUUCCAUUCAUACCUCCGCGGCCAGACGGUCUCGGCCGCAGUUUGCACAGCCACGACGGGAGUCGAAGCAGUCGCUUCACUGAGGGUAUUGAUAUGUGA
This is a messenger RNA of Penicillium brevicompactum, 1644 nucleotides long. RefSeq lists its product as uncharacterized. Bases 1 to 1644 code for a protein of 547 amino acids. NCBI's taxonomy places the organism in Eukaryota, Fungi, Ascomycota, Eurotiomycetes, Eurotiales, Aspergillaceae. The transcript has a single exon. The record is from RefSeq and is a predicted model, not a curated record.